This is a messenger RNA of Colletotrichum phormii, 726 nucleotides long. RefSeq lists its product as uncharacterized. The coding region runs from base 61 to 726 and encodes 221 amino acids. The transcript is spliced from 3 exons. The record is from RefSeq and is a predicted model, not a curated record. NCBI's taxonomy places the organism in Eukaryota, Fungi, Ascomycota, Sordariomycetes, Glomerellales, Glomerellaceae.
GCAUUCAACAUUAUCAAAGUAUUCAAGCCACCAAUCGUCACUUGCAUUGUCAAAUACAUUAUGUUGAUUAACAGUCAAGCAAUAGCAGCGCGACGUCUGGAAGCAAGCGGCGCAACUGAGACAGACCAACAUUCAGAGAGAUUCUGGAUGACGCAAAAUGCAUGUCAAAGAAACCCAGGAACUUGGGCAUCGUGUAUGCGAGUGUUGGAAACUGGGUGUGCUGUGGCUGCCAACUGUCCCGCCCUAACAAUCGGGCGAGAGGGACAUUGUCCAAUAUCCAGUUGCGCGGUGUCUCGUCGCUCUAGAGACGAGCCUAUCAUGAUGAAGGAGGAAGAAGGGCCACUGCACGCCGUAAGCCGUAACCCGCAAGACACAAUUCGCACUUGCAGAGAGGCCCCUGACGUAGGUAUGGUUCCCCCCAAGCCAGCACCUGAUCCAAACGGACAACCCAACGGCCACAACCGUCCCGAAUCGGGCCAGCCAUCGAAACCUUGCUGGGAAACCCAUCUGCGAAUCUGCCAGACGUGCAUGCAUCGCCAGGAGGAGGAGCGCAGACUGGGCGGCCUGGGUCGGGCUGAGUGGGGCCGGGGCAGUCACAGCCGGGCAGUCAGCCACAGCCUCCUGGGUCCUGGGGAGAUUGACUUUGGGAGCAUCUGGCGGAAUCAUCCCGAUGCAGGUCCUAGGUCCCAGGCGCAAUUCCAAGGUGGAAACGUCAUGGGCUGGUAG